UUCUGGAGCCCCAGUCACUCACUGCCUUUGCUGCUGCUCUCACCGCUGCCACCUCUUUCUCAGCCUCUGACCACUGGCUGUGGCUUACCCACCCUCCCUCACCAAUCUAUUCCUCUCACCUGGCCAUGACCCUGGGCCCUCCAGGGACAUUGGUUCAGCCCUGAGCCCGGAUCCCCAGCCCCUCCCCUGGGCCAUGGCCAACUCAGGCCUCCAGCUCCUGGGCUACUUCCUGGCCUUGGGUGGCUGGGUAGGCAUCAUCGCCAGCACAACCUUGCCGCAGUGGAAGCAGUCCUCCUACGCAGGUGAUGCCAUCAUCACGGCUGUGGGCCUCUACGAGGGGCUCUGGAUGUCCUGCGCCUCCCAGAGCACAGGCCAGGUGCAAUGCAAGCUCUAUGACUCGCUCCUUGCCCUAGACGGUCACAUCCAGUCUGCACGAGCACUGAUGGUGGUGGCGGUACUCCUGGGCUUCGUGGCCAUGGUCCUCAGUGUUGUGGGCAUGAAGUGCACACGGGUUGGAGACAGCAACCCCAUCGCCAAGGGCCGUGUCGCCAUCUCCGGAGGCAUCCUCUUUCUCCUGGCAGGCCUCUGCACUUUGACAGCUGUGUCAUGGUAUGCCACCCUGGUGACCCAGGAAUUCUUCAACCCCAGCACACCAGUCAAUGCCAGGUAUGAGUUCGGCCCAGCUCUGUUUGUGGGCUGGGCCUCUGCUGGUCUAGCCAUUCUGGGGGGCUCCUUCCUCUGCUGCUCCUGCUCACGGCCUGAGAGAUCCAACAGCAGCCCACAGCCCUAUCGGCCAGGACCCUCAACUGCCGCCCGAGAACCAGUUGUUAAAUUGUCUGCCUCCGCCAAGGGUCCCCUGGGUGUGUAAUGUCCAAGCCCCCAGCCUGACUCUUCCUUUGUCAAUAUGUAGACUGUGUGUGUGUACAUGGUAUUUUUUGGAAAGAGAAGUGACUAUCCAGCCGCAA
Erinaceus europaeus (western European hedgehog) is the source of this 965-nucleotide messenger RNA. RefSeq names its product claudin 19 (gene CLDN19). Gene Ontology annotation, biological process: bicellular tight junction assembly; cell adhesion. The transcript is spliced from 5 exons. Lineage: Eukaryota; Metazoa; Chordata; Mammalia; Eulipotyphla; Erinaceidae. Bases 194 to 868 code for a protein of 224 amino acids. Gene Ontology annotation, cellular component: bicellular tight junction; plasma membrane. Gene Ontology annotation, molecular function: structural molecule activity. The record is from RefSeq and is a predicted model, not a curated record.